This is a messenger RNA of Paramormyrops kingsleyae, 2370 nucleotides long. RefSeq names its product cilia and flagella associated protein 263 (gene cfap263). The record is from RefSeq and is a predicted model, not a curated record. NCBI's taxonomy places the organism in Eukaryota, Metazoa, Chordata, Actinopteri, Osteoglossiformes, Mormyridae. Gene Ontology annotation, biological process: cilium assembly. Gene Ontology annotation, cellular component: axoneme; ciliary basal body.
CGUUUGCAAAUUUCUUAAGCUCAAGAUUUUGUCAAGCUUGUGAACUGUUUGUUUAUAUUUAAAACGCUAAAGCCUGCUAAGGUGAUUGUCUUUCAUUUUAAUUAGACUUGAUGCGAUCGAUAUACAUUCACAAUACUCGGAGAUUACCGGGUUACGAAGGGGUUACGUUCCGACAAACCUACAUCGUAAAGCGAAAAUGCGUUUUAAUACAGUACACCUGACCUAACAAACGUCGUAGCUGAGCCUAUAGCUUCCACAUAUACAUGUUUAGAACACUUACAUUAGCCUACAAUUUGGCGAAAUCAUUAACACAAAGCCUAUUUUAUAAUAAACAUGUAAUUUACUGAAUGAUGUACUGAAAGUGAAAAAUAUUUACCCCCUGUAUUUUAAUACCGCCUGCAGUUUAAUGAACAUGCAGUUUCAUUAAAAGUAACUUAAGAAAGUGCAGCAGCAUGAGCAUGUACGGCCCCCGCCGAUUCUUUUAAUCAAACGCUCGAUUCAUUUAAACGAACAGUUCGAUAGAGUCGGUUCUGUAAAUUGAACCGAACAUUUCACUAUUUAACAGAGGUAACUAUAAUACGGUGGCAGUGUCUUAAAUAGUAAUUAGUAGUUAGUAAAUAGUAGUUAAGUUGGAGGGGUUUUUUAGCCAAUGAGUGUCGAGGAUGAAACAUUUUUCUUGAAUCCAAUUGGUCUUGCUGGGCCUCGCGGAGUGUUUACCUUGGUAACCAUGGCGCAGAACAAGCUCAGCACCGAAGUUCCAGAAAUGGAGAAACAACAACUUGUUCACAUCACGGAAGAACUCAGGAGGUCCAACGCUGCCCUCCAGCUGGAGAAUGAGAUGUUUGAGCAACAUCUCAACCGGCUGAGCCUUGCCUCACAGCUGGAGUCGGAACACUUUGGAGUGGACUCUCAGAGGGGGCGUGAGCGGCACUCCAAAGCGCGGAGCUCGGCCUGCGACCAGCUGCCACUGCUCACCACGGAGCAGAAGUGUGAGGUGGCACAGCAGGAGCUGGAGGAGAUCAAAGCGGACCUGGAGAAGGGCAAGGCUAAUGCCACGAGAGUCCUGAACGAUUUACAGGCUAACCUGGAAGAGGCACAAAUCCGCCUGGUAGAAAUAAAGAAAAUGAGGAGCGAGUUUGAACGCGACAUCGCCAAGGCAACGCAGGAGAAGAGGGGCGCCAAGCUGGGGGCUGAGAAGCUCACCCGAUAUUUCGAGGACAGGAUGAGGUUAAAGGACGCCUUGAUAGAGAAGCUGCGGCUGAUGAAUGCUGCCCUAAAGGUACACAAGAGGAAGGUAUGGAUGCAGCUGCGCCAGAAGGAGGAGAUGGGCGAGGCUCUGCAGAAGGUGGACUUCCAGAAACUGAAGAUCGAGAACACAGACUACCUGGAGCUCAACAACAAGCGGAACCAGGAGCUGCUGCACUUCAAACUGAAAGCUGGGAAGGUGAUGCAGAUGUUAAGCUCAGCCAAGAGAUGUCUCCAGGAUGCCACCCUCGAGUCUGAGUCACUGAACCAUGAUAUCGCCUCUCGCAGGCACAUGCUGGCGAAGAUCCAGGUUGAGAUGGUCCUGGCUGAAGAGGAGCGAUCCAAGGCAGAGGUACUGAACAGGAAGCUGCACAGGCGUCUGGAGGAGUAUAAUGUGCCUGAUGUGCUACAGUACGUCCAGGUCACGAUGGCCCACAGAAAGCUGGAGCAGACCGUGCACAACUGGGAGCGCAAGACUGACAUUGCCCAGAUGGCUCUGAAGGCCCACACCAAGGGCUGUAAUCGUGGAUGGACUGGGCCCAGUCUGGACUCUGUGACCACACCAUGACUGUUCACUGUACUACGAAGUGGGGUUACUGGCUUAUCGGGGUAACUUGUCGGAUUUAAGGUACCACAGUUUAAAUGGACUUCAUAUUCGUUCACUUACAUUUUGCCCAGACUACCUUAAAUCCGACAAGUUACCCCGAUAAGCCAGUAACCCCACUUCGUAGUACAGGCCACAGGGGAUACACCACGCCCAAUUUCUGAAGGUCUUUUCCUCCUCAUGCUGGAAACAUAACGCCUAAUGCCUGGUUAAUCUGUGGUUUAGCUUCUUUUCACUGCUGUAAUAUUUGGAGGGGGGACAGAAUGGCUGAAAAUGGCCACAUUGACACAGAUGGUAGCAGCACAACAAUUCCAGAGUUACUACUUUGGCUCAGUUUCUGAUUACCCGCCCGUGCCCAAGCAGUAUUUCUGUUUCAUGCCAUGAACAAAGAAUACAUGAAUCCUUGUUUCCAGAUAGAUUCCUGCACGAACCCUCAUGUCUCAUAGGAACUCAAGAUCGUAUAUAUGCACAUUGAAUAUAUACUGAAUAUUUACUUGCUAGGUGCCACCUGUACAAUGACA